AUGUUUUUAUCAGGUUAGUCCAUCUUCAUCCGCCUAUCCAAUCAGCCAUGGCCAUAUAGAUCACAUUGGCAGUAUUUGCCAUCACAUGCGCAAACGCGAGCUCAACAGGAUGUCACGAGCUAAGUACUAUAUGCUUCCUGCUCUCAUUGAAUCGGUGAGGACACUCUGUGCUGAAUACGGAAAGAUGCAGGGUUUGUCAUUGCAGUGCUUCCAGGAACCGCUUCUAGUUCCCGUUGAACCAGGUUCUACAAUUCAGGUACUUUAUGGCCUUUAGUCCUCGUGCCGUACACUUUCUGUUUUGAUUUGUCAGGCGUUUUAACAGUUAUUAACAGUCUGACUGAAUACUUAUCUGUGAAAAGCUCGUCUGCUUCAGCGGGGCAUGAACCCACGACAGAGGGAACAAAGUUUGAGUACACCCAACGCCUUAAUCACCUGAGCCACAAUAUACCGACCGAGGGUUUUUGAGUUUUUCGUAUGUGCUGCAACAUAUCUAGUCUGCGUCGAUUCGAGUGCAUCAAGUUGAAUUCCUGGACAAGUUUCCUUAAACCCUCCGCGUUGACAACUUUGAUGUCUCGUCUGCUCUUUCGACCGAUGUAAAACUGCCAAUCUCCUCUGGGCCGUUUGGCUCUGUCCUCUUGAUUGAAAAACUACCCCGUGAUCUGUCGGCCUAAAUUUAGCUGUAGCGAGUCGUUUCGUGACUCCGAGUGAAAUUCUGGUAUUUGCUUUUCUCGUGGUGCGAGCACAGAACUCAUGAUCCUUUUGUGUUGUCGCUAGUGACUGUCCUUCGGCAGGUUGUCGGUAUCUUUGAAUUAAGAGUUGUUUAUCAUCUAGAGUAUACGUAUAAAAUGACAUAUUUUGCUCACAAACCUACGUAGCCUGGCCAUUUUUACUUUGGUCUCUGGUUCUGCAUGCAUAAUUUGCUUUAGGGUAACUUGCGUCAGUAACUGAGCCGAUAAUUUACUCCAAGUUCAUAAAGACAACACAUCGGCCCUCCCAAUUCCUACUGCUAAUUACCAGUUUUUUCAAUGGAAGAUCCUAGAAUGAUUGCCGUUUCCUGUCUCUCAGAUAAAUAACCGAUGGAGUGUCCAGUCCUUCGCCACCGACCACGCGGUGCCAAGUCAGGGCUACAUUCUAUACACCACCGACGACGACUUGAAACGAACCGUCCCCGCAGUUGCCUUUACAGGUUCGUUUACUGUCCUGCAUGUCCUUUCCUACUUUUCUUUGCAAGCAUAUCACUUUUGGACUGUAAACCUAAGUCGGAGAAUUCGUUUUCAUCUAUCUUGUCCUCUGUGAAAAUAAAACUCUCGUCUGUGCGUAGUACGCUCUACCGGCGCUGCUGAAUCAACUCCACACACAUUUAGUCUUCGUCAUUUUCUACCAACAAUUUAACUUGAAGGCCGCGUAGAAACUAGAACCCGCUGGCCAACACGGCACCAUUGAAGGCGAUCCGAACCAUUCCGUUAACACAGGUUUAAGGUGGCGAAUAGCCAACCCCCUGGACGCAGUGAAGACGUAUUUUCUCAGGCCCUCCUCCGACUGAUGAUUCGAAACUAAGAUUUGGGCUAAAUCUAAUCAAAGUAACCUACCUCGUUGAUAACGACUACUAAUCCUUAAAUGGGAAUUUCAUCUUUCCCAAUUUUUUGGUAUUUCCCCAACCCUUUGAAUGUCUAUUUGAUUUACUCUUACUGUCGCAACUGCUCUCCUAGAAAGUCGGGUUUCUGACGUAUCACCCCUCUUCUCCUUGCUAACAACCAUUAUAGCGGAAGAAUAGAAAAAAUCGUUGUAAACCUCUAGCCGUUCGCCAACGUUGUCGAACACCACCACUUAAUGGACUUAUCAAUGACGUAAACUAAAUGACUUCAAGAAGUCAUGUACUGCGAUCCCAGCUAAAUGCCAGAGGGUUAAUUUUUGUAGUUUUAUAUGCUUGAUGGGGCAUUCUGACCGGUACACGCCGUCAAUUAUGGAAUUUUCCCAAGCUGCUUGCUGUUUUGAGUCGUCAGUUCUUGCUAGCCCAUACUAUUCUAAUUCAGUGUCCAGCGCGGUGCCCGGAGUCCGCUGCACCUGUUUCUUUCUUUUUAUAACUAUGUGUAAACGACCUGCCCCGGUCAUUGUCUUGCUUUCUCUGCACACAGGGCUAAACUGUCAAGAGAAUAUAUUGGUUAUUGUGUCCUCACUCUAAUCUCAGCAUCUUCAUCAGCCUUCGUUUAUGUUUUGCAGGUGACACUCGUUUCUCCAUAUUCGAUCAGCCUGCGCACCCAGAUCUACUGAAGGUCAGGCUCCUAAUAACUGAGGCAACCUACCUGGACAGACCCGAUAAGCACAUGUCCAACGCGCAGUUGCAUGGCCACAUUCACCUGCUGCAGUAUGCCCGAAACGCAGACCUAUUCCACGUGCGUUUAACUUUAACUUUAAAAACCAAUCUACGUAUGAUGAGAAAGUAGAACGUAGUUUUAACUUAAACCUGCUGAUCUGGGGCGGCUUUUAGGACCUACUCGAAGUCGUCCAAACUUGAGAGGAUUUCAUGGCGUUAUGUGCGACUGUGGUAAAAACGCAUUGUAAGCAACAUCCGGAGCCAUGUUUUAAUACAAUGCAGAGUUAGUCGAAAACGUUUUUAGCUUAAUGAGUUUACAAAUUUUAUCUGUGGAUAGACUUAAAUGAUUGAAAACGCGGACCAUUGGUGAUCAGGCCAGCCGAGUAAGGCGCCUUGGUUUUUCUCUUCGGGACUUCCGUAUCCAGACCUAUCAAAUAAAAAAAUAACUACCACAAAAGGCACUAUGACGAAGAACACAAAUGACACUGAAAUCUUUCACAUUCAGGUUAACACUCCUUUACCUAGUACCUGUGUUGCUAGUAUGGUAUCUUGUAACACUAAAAUAUACUGCUAGCCGCCUGUUGGCAGGUAAUGAAUAUUACGCAAUAAUCCCACUGUGGCUGGCGGACUUUGGCCCAAAUAUUCAUGCGUCGAAUUUCGGUCUGCGCCUGUAGACCUUGAUAUAUACUGACCUACUCCAAGUUCGCAGUUAAUUUCUGAGGAGAUUAAAAUGCAGCCAUUCCAUGCUAACUGAUGAUCCCUUAACCACGUAGCGACUGUUGGUACAGAGUUUCAUGAAGGCCCUCCAGGCUGCUUGUGGGCACUAUAAACCCCUGCGCAAGUCACCGUCCCUGCUCCAACCUGCUGUGGGGCACACGGUGGACAUCAUCGAAAUCGAUGGUCGAACUGUCAUGGGAAACAUGCGCGAGCAUGUUUUUUCGUGUGCUCAUUUGGUAGCACAUCGCGCUUUCAAACGCAUUACCUGAAGGAUGGGUAUUUUUGGUUUCCAAAAACCCUUUUGAUCACGGGGCUUUUUGAGGCUGAAAUGUGCGUUCAUACGGCAUCCUAUCUGUCCGUUUAUUAGUGCUGCUUGUUAAGUAUAUGACGUGAUUCACACUCGUGGCAAAAUUAUGAGCCCUAUAUGGCAUCUUAACAGCAUAGAUAAAUGUCCGGCUUUCCUUAAGCGGAAAGUCUACAGGAUAUGGUUGGGAACUCUAUGCGAAAGUGCUACUGCAGAUCGAAUUCAAAAUUAUUCGGGGGUCAAAAGAGUUUUCUAAACCUAAGUAUGCCCUUUCUUCAAGUAGAAUUUAAAGAAAAUCAAAUCGAAAAUCAACGGGAAUAAUCCAUGCUCCCUAAGCAGUUAUUUUUUUACCGUGCGGUUUCUGCAGGCGGCCUAAAAGCCGACAUCAUGGCGUGUCUGAAAUGCCUUGGAAUUAUGUUACACGAUAGUCAAUAUUACAACCCCACCGAAGUAAUCCUUUCAAAUCAGAAACACAUUUCAUAAGUUCGGUUAACAUUUCAUGAGGCAGGCCAGCCACGGUGCAUUCAUGGUGGCUGGCUUGGUGGUAUUAGUAGCUUGGAUACCAAGUCCGGCCUCCUCAGGCGCAGCUAUCCACAACGAAGAGACAUGGCUCCCAGACCGUUACAGCGUUCUUCGUCAAAUAUUCUGCUGGUUUCAGCCGCACACUAGUGGGGGUCCUAUAAUAUAUUGGGUAGAACGCUGUCUCUUUGUUGUCCGAGUGCCCCGAUUCGAUCUCAGGUCUUGUCGAUUUUUCCCUGACGACGCAUGCCAGUUGAUGUUGGCAUAAACAUUACUAUUAUUUGCGCGUUCAGGCCCAUUACUACGUACUCUACUUCCACUGUGGACACAGCGCUCUUACAUUUCUAUAAGGCGAAUUGUCAGAGUGACAGUCAUCGGACUUAUUUAAUCGAUGUUGGUGACUGAUUAUCAUCCACGUGCGUGGUCUAAGACGCAUUUUACUUGUCUUUUCUGAAUUUUGAAUCGUCUAACAGCCGGAGCGCCCAUGCCGAUCGCUGUAUGUAACUUGUCAUAAAAAUUUUCCUCUGCGUAUCCUCAACCUUCGGGCCUAUAACUUGCAUCGCAGCUUAUCUAACUUUGCCCGGAAAUGAUCUAGUAGUGGUCGAUUUUUUGGCCACCAAAUGAGUCGGUCAAGGCGAAUGACCUAGCAUGUACAGUUGCGCAAUUAUAGUCCUAGAGGUCCACGGACUUGGUAUAACGUCGUUCCCUCUUGCAUAUAAUUUUUAAAAGCUGCUUUUCUUUUUUAGGCGGUCGAGGCGCUCUACCUCAUUCACUUUUCUGAUCGCUACUCUGUGCGGCAGAUUGUGGAUUUGGUAAAUAUGACUCUCCCGGGAGCUCUGUUAAAGAAGACGUAUCUCUGUUUGGCUGCGAAGAAAGCUCAGAAUUUGGACUGUUAA
Molecule: messenger RNA, 4750 nt
Organism: Spirometra erinaceieuropaei
Lineage: Eukaryota; Metazoa; Platyhelminthes; Cestoda; Diphyllobothriidea; Diphyllobothriidae
Source: the annotation of a GenBank genome assembly